AAGACAUCAUCAUAUGAGUGUAUGUCUGUAUAAAAAUUCGUUGUCAUAGCCUACAAUUAAAAAAAAAGUUAACGCUGUCAUUUUGUCAGAAAUGACAAUGUCUUUAUAGGUGCGCGAAAUAUGUUCAACUAACUUUUUGUGCUUUUAUUUCACAUUUUUUUAUUUAUUUUUUCGGUAAUUGCUUUACAACUCUGAGCACAAUGUCGUCGAGUAGUAGUAGCUCUGAAGAAAAAGUUGCACUGAUUCUAGCCCCGGUGGAGAUCGAGAGCUCCGGAGAGGAACCACCGAUGAGCGAGUGGUCUUCCUUAACCGUCUCCAUUCCAGAAGAAAACAAAAAAAAGGCACUGAUGGCCCAAGGUCUUUAUUCCCCCGGUAGUGGCGAGGUGUGUGCCAAAUACAUAACCAUGUCUGAUAGUGACGUGUUUAGACAUCACUAUUAUAAUUAUCCAGCUGUGCUGGAUCCAGGGAUCACGCAAGCUCUUCUAGUUCCAGAACAACCUGUCAUAUAUACAGAUGAUGGACAAGAUUUAUAUAAAGCGCUUUGUAAGGAAAUGGACACACACGUCGUAGGAUUGUUCCACGCUGGCCUUAUUACUGAAGAGAUUAAUAUCAGUUACUACGGUGUUAAUCCAUAUGCGGUCCGACCUAUGGCGAUGGCCCUUCAGUUCAAUAAAACUGUGCGUAGAGUUAAUCUUUCAAACAAUUUCCUGAAUGACGAUGCGUGCUUCCAUCUAUCACAAAUGUUAACUACUAACACUACAAUAAAAGAACUCAACUUGGAGGGAUGUCGCAUAGGAUCUUCGGGAAUAUUUCGCUUAGGAAGUACUCUAGCUGUGAACAGGAGUCUUGAAGUUCUUAACCUCUCAAAGAAUUGUUUGGGUGAAGAGGGGGGAAUACGUUUCGCUAGCCAGAUCGGUGACGGUGCAGGAGUUCCACGUAUCAUCCUAAGUAACAACGACCUUGGGAGACUUACAGCAUUCGCAUUCGCUGAGGCCUUAGAAUAUCGAAAUAAAAUUACACAUUUAGACUUGUCGUGGAACAAUUUUUUCCAUGCACCCUCUGCAGUUAAAAUGUUAGAACAGUUAUCAAAUAGUGAAGUGUUAGAAGAUAUUAAUCUAUCUUGGAACGCAUUAGAAGGAGAAAGAAUAGCCAGUGCCAUCCAAUCUCUUUUGUGUGUACCGACAUUAAGAGUGUUAAAUUUAAGUAAUAAUAGAUUCAAUGGCGAGGCAAUAAGACUAAUGAUUUCUAACCUCAUGAAAAGUAAAAAGUUGACAAUUUUCGAUUUAUCUUUUAAUCCCUUGAGUACAGUAGACGCCCAUGCUGUAUUGGAGAAGAUGUUAAGGCCUCGUGUGAAAAUAGAAACUCUUUUGAUGGAAGGAAUUUCUGUGGAGAAGACUUUCCUUGUACUAUUGGAGAAGGUGAUGAGGAUGAAAUCGCGUAAAAACUUUUCAAUAAAAUAUGGUAGAGUCCUCAGUAAUUGGACGAUCGAAGGCCCCAAUGUAAGAAAACUAAUAUUAGAAAGAGCAAAUUAUCUCGGGAUGAGAGAGAGAAAGCGACGUGUCGAUAUAGCUUUAUUCUUUUUGAGGAUUAAUAAGGAUUACACUAGGCAUAUACCAGUGAAGGUUCUCUUGGAUCGCAUAGAGCUGGAGAAUGUUCCGAUGGACGAGGAUUUAGUUAAUGAGAUGGCAGUUUUAUUUCCGGGACCAAAGAGUACGAAAACGAAAACAGUUAACAUCAAUGCCAUAUGUGAAUAUAUUCAUAGAAUUUGGCCGGAGAAAAAGUUGCCACCAACCCCGCCGCCUGAGCCCGAGCCAGAACCAGAGCCAGAGCCACCACCACCACCACCUCCACCAAAAGGAAAGAAAUCAAAAAAGAAAUAGCAACUUCCUUUUGAACAUAUUUUUACAUGUUUAUUUCGUAUAGAUUUAUUUUUUAACAUUUUGUUCUUAAAUAUUCAUAACGUAAUUUUUGGUAUCUAUAUUAAUAUGUUUAAUUUAUUGUUUUAUAUUUUAUAUUAACAUAUUCUUAAAUAAAAUUCACUGAA
Molecule: messenger RNA, 2044 nt
Organism: Chilo suppressalis (striped riceborer)
Lineage: Eukaryota; Metazoa; Arthropoda; Insecta; Lepidoptera; Crambidae
Source: the annotation of a GenBank genome assembly